CUCCGAAGAACACGCAAGAUUUCUCGGCUUCAGACGAAUCUGGGUAAGACCGGACUUCAAAGAUUGGUCUCUUCCUUGUGCGUAGAGAGUAAUCAACCAGGAAUCAAACAAGGACUGAGAUUCCUUACGGAUCUUAGGGUUCCUAUGCCUUCUCAGAGUCUCAAGUUUAAAGAUUGGCACAGACAAUUGACGAAUAUCCGUGGCGGAGAGAGACAGAGAAUUCAACUGAUUCAAGACAUCCACACAUCGCUCGACUCCGCCUGGGCUCUGUGUAUUGCAAGUCGCCUUGAUCGCGGCUGAAAUCAAAUCCGUCGCAAUCAUCAUCGGGAAGACAGUAUAACGAAAGAAACUCAGGUGGGUAGGGUUUCAAUUUGCUUUUGAUGGGUAAUCGAGAGAAUAUGGAAAGAAAGAGAGUGUAAGAGUGAUGAAGUAUAUAAGGCUACUGUGAGACUCGUUGAGCCGAAAUAAGGAAACUAAUUGCUUAGUAUCCAAGAAAUUUCUCUAUUUCCUUUUGUUUUUCAACCAAGGGUAGUUUCGUCAAUACAGAAGUUUCCACUUUCUUCUCCAAUCCCUUUGAUUUCUCUAUCUUUGUUUCCGAUCCGAGAUUUCUGAAAUUUACUACUCUUGUUUUGAUGCAAUCUUCCUCGUUUCUCAGCGAUUCCCCGUUUCAAUUUUAUCUCGUUCGAUUUCAGAGAUUUAGUUGAAAAAGCUCAUCAAUGGAACUGCUUCAUAUGAAACUCGCCGAUAGGUUCAGUACGAAUCCAAAUUCGCCGUAGAUCUCAUCGGUAUCAUUGCAGCAUCUGGGUUCUCACGGAUAAUAGGAUUGCCACAUUCAAUACUCCGAAGAAGUAGCGAGUGUUUACUUUGUGUGUAGUGGAGACUCGAACCAUGAAAGUGACUUCUUCUCUGGGGUUUGAAAUUGUGGUAGAAGGCAAGUUGAGAUCAAAAACAGAAGGCUUUGGUGUCAUUGUAAUGAGCAGGGAACAAUCGAACGGGUCAGCUAGCUUGCGGCUUGAUCCGUCUGCUAGAAUGGGCUCUCCUGAUGGAUCAGUUUUCAAAACUGCAAUGUUGUGCAACAAUUGUUCUUCAAGCCAGAAUCUUUACAGAAGGAGAUCUGUAAAACUGAAAAGGUUGUGGCAACAUAGUUGGGUAACGAUACCUUGUGGAUCGUAUCUAGAAGAGAAUGUCGGUGUCAAGUUUAGAUCAAUAACAGAAGGCUUUGGUUUAGGACAGACUGUUGCUUUCACUAUAACUCGAGAAAUGAAGAGAGGCACACAUGUACAAGAUGUUGGCUCUCCUGAUGAAUCAGUUUUCCAAGCUGCAAUGUCCAAAAAAUGUGUUUCUCGGUAUCAAGAAGUUCCUACAAUCUUUAUUAGUCAAUGUAACAAAGCACUUGGAGAUGAUAAGAGUGUGGUGGUGACAAUCGCUGGUUUGAUAGCAGGAGGAGACCACACUACAACAACUCCUGAAACAACAGGAUUAUCCACUGAUGUCCCUCUUUGCAUGGAUAAUCCUCUAUUGGUGAAAGAAGUAUUGGGAGAAAUAGCUGCUCGUAUGUUCUUCACAGUUCACCUCAGGUGCUGCUAUACGCCUGCAUUAAUAGAAAGAUUUAUCAAGAAAAACAGAGAAUCUUAUGGGAAAGUUGAAUUGGGUCCUCUAAAGUUGCGACCUUUGUGGCCACAGGUUGUGCAACAAGUGUUCUUGAAGCUUGUAUCUUUACAGAAGGAGAUCUGCAAAUUCAAAACCAAAAAAAGAGUUGUGAAUUUUGGUUCCAAGCUUGAAAUCUACUGCAACAGAUGGAAAGUUACCACCGGAACCGAAGAUGCGAUAGAGAAUGACAAAAGAUCAACACCAUCACGUGUAGCAACAUCUAUUGCCUUUAAGACGUCAGCUCCUGAACAAACACCUAACCGAAGCUAG
This is a messenger RNA of Thlaspi arvense, 1920 nucleotides long. Lineage: Eukaryota; Viridiplantae; Streptophyta; Magnoliopsida; Brassicales; Brassicaceae. The record is from the annotation of a GenBank genome assembly.